UCGNUACGCACCGAGCCUAACCGGUUCUCUGGUGUUUGUAGGACGAGGAGGAGGCAAAGAUGUCGGAGCGAAAAGUUUUAAAUAAAUACUACCCGCCGGACUUUGACCCAUCAAAGAUCCCCAAACUCAAGCUCCCCAAAGACCGACAGUACGUGGUGAGGUUGAUGGCCCCCUUCAAUAUGAGGUGUAAGACGUGUGGAGAGUACAUCUACAAGGGGAAGAAGUUCAACGCACGCAAAGAGACGGUGCAGAACGAGGUCUACCUGGGCCUGCCCAUCUUCCGCUUCUACAUCAAGUGCACCCGCUGCCUGGCAGAGAUCACUUUCAAGACAGACCCCGAAAACACAGACUACACCAUGGAGCAUGGGGCCACGCGGAAUUUCCAGGCUGAGAAGCUCCUGGAGGAGGAGGAGAAGAGGGUGCAGAAGGAGAGGGAGGAUGAAGAGCUGAACAACCCCAUGAAGGUGCUGGAGAACCGGACCAAAGACUCCAAGCUGGAGAUGGAAGUGCUGGAGAACCUGCAGGAGCUCAAGGACCUGAACCAGCGGCAGGCGCACGUGGACUUCGAGGCCAUGCUGCGGCAGCACCGGCUGUCGGAAGAGGAGCGGCAGAAGCAGGAGCAGGAGGAGGACGAGCGGGAGAUGGCGGCCUUAUUGGAGGAAGCCAGGAACCGAAGGCUGCUUGAGGACUCAGACUCAGAGGAUGAUGCUGUGCCUGCCCCGCCCCGGCCGGCACUGUGGCCCAGCCCCACUGCCAUCCUGGACGAGGCCCCUAAGGCCAAGAGGAAGGUGGAGAGCUGGGAGCAGAGCUUUGGCAGCCUCGGCAGCCGGCCCCAGCUGUCAGGCCUGGUCGUGGUGAAGAAGAGGAAGACAGAGCGGGAGCACAGCGCCGGGCAGGGCCAGGCAGCAGCCGCCCCGGGUGCCCUUCAGAGCAGGAAGGCAACUGACCCUGCACCCCCGACACCUGGUGCCUCCUCCCUGAGCCAGCUGGGGGCCUAUCUGGACAGUGAUGACAGCAGCGGCAGCAACUGAGCCCCGCCCCAGCCCUUCAAGGUCAAGGGUCUCAGGUCCAGCUUCAGCCAUACCCUGAGAGCUGGUGGUUAGAGCAGGAGGCCUUGGCACCAACCAGGGCCACAACCAGGCGAGCACCAGUAGCCACCAAGGCCAGCGGGGCCGGCAAGGGCUUCAGCCUGGGGACUCGGCUUCUCUCCUGUCUCCCCACUAGCAUCUCGGGGACCCAAGCUGCCCCUGCUCCCACUUGGCACCAUGUUGGGGGCUGCCACAUUCCUGGAGCACCUCUCAGCUUCCAGCAUGACUCCCUGGUCCUGUCACAGACCGUCCUUGGGAUGUCGGCCAUGUUAUGGGCAUGCAGGUGAGCCCACCUACCCCCAUGUGGCUCCAUCCCUUCCCUCCACAGAACUGUCUGGAACCAAUAAAAGGAAUCCACCUA
This is a messenger RNA of Galeopterus variegatus (Sunda flying lemur), 1449 nucleotides long. RefSeq names its product coiled-coil domain containing 94 (gene YJU2). Gene Ontology annotation, cellular component: U2-type catalytic step 1 spliceosome. The transcript is spliced from 8 exons. The coding region runs from base 60 to 1031 and encodes 323 amino acids. The record is from RefSeq and is a predicted model, not a curated record. NCBI's taxonomy places the organism in Eukaryota, Metazoa, Chordata, Mammalia, Dermoptera, Cynocephalidae. Gene Ontology annotation, biological process: mRNA splicing, via spliceosome.